AUGUUUGUAGAUAUAAGUACUUCUAUACCCUCAGCAUCAAAAGUAACGUCAAAAGUAACAUCAAAAGAAACUUCAAAAGUAACAUCAACACUGACAACAACUUUCAACCCGACUGUUUCUGUAAUGAUGCCUACUGAAUCUAGUAAUAGAACUUUCCCGACUUUUCCGACUUUUCCGAUAGAUAUUAAUUUACCUGAUAGAUUUGAUGCUAUAGGAAUAGCAGCAGUAGCAUUUACUGCUAUUUCUAUCUUAGUGGGUAUAUUGAUAUUUUAUAAGAGAAAAAAAUAUCCUAAGAAGGCUAAUAAUGUUAAUAAAGGACAGAACAUUAAACGAUUUAUGUAUGUAUUCAAGAUUUCAUUUAUCUGA
Dentiscutata erythropus is the source of this 366-nucleotide messenger RNA. The record is from the annotation of a GenBank genome assembly. NCBI's taxonomy places the organism in Eukaryota, Fungi, Glomeromycota, Glomeromycetes, Diversisporales, Gigasporaceae.